Morus notabilis is the source of this 1095-nucleotide messenger RNA. RefSeq names its product ras-related protein Rab7. The transcript has 7 exons. Gene Ontology annotation, cellular component: vacuolar membrane. NCBI's taxonomy places the organism in Eukaryota, Viridiplantae, Streptophyta, Magnoliopsida, Rosales, Moraceae. The record is from RefSeq and is a predicted model, not a curated record. Gene Ontology annotation, molecular function: GTP binding; GTPase activity. The coding region runs from base 232 to 849 and encodes 205 amino acids.
AACACAUUUCUGAGUCCGAUCGAAAUUGGCGGUCUCUCUCUCUGAAACAAAAAAGAGUAAAGGAAAAAGAAAAAAAUAAAAAAUAAAGAAACUUUCGAGGACUACGAAGAUAAAAAGUCACCAAUCAGCGAUCGGCAAAGGAAUCGCCUUUUCUGCGUAAUUUGUUUGCAAUUUUUUAUUUGGAUUUGGAUUUUUCAUCAUCAAAACAAAACAUCAGGAGGAUUGUCCGCCAUGGCAAUGCGUCGGCGAACCUUGCUCAAGGUCAUCGUCCUCGGCGACAGUGGGGUCGGCAAGACGUCGUUGAUGAAUCGAUAUGUGCAUAAGAGGUUUAGUCAGCAGUACAAAGCGACAAUAGGUGCGGAUUUUGUGACCAAAGAACUCCAAAUUGAUGACAGGCUCGUCACUCUUCAAAUAUGGGACACUGCUGGGCAAGAAAGAUUUCAAAGUCUUGGCGUUGCCUUUUACCGAGGGGCGGAUUGUUGUGUCCUGGUUUAUGAUGUUAACGUGAUGAGGUCGUUUGAUACACUCGAUACUUGGCAUGAGGAGUUUCUCAAACAGGCCAACCCUGAAGACCCUGGGAAUUUUCCUUUUAUAUUGCUUGGAAACAAGAUUGAUAUUGAUGGUGGUAAUAGUAGAGUGGUUUCUGAGAAGAAAGCAAUGGACUGGUGUGCUUCAAAGGGGAAUAUAACUUACUUUGAGACUUCAGCUAAGGAGGAUUACAAUGUCGAUGCUGCAUUCUUUUCUAUUGCGAAGACUGCUUUAGCCAAUGAAAAUGAGCAGGAUAUAUAUUUCCAGGGCAUCCCCGAGGCCAUUUCAGAGUCUGAGCAAAGAGGUGGUUGUGCUUGCUGAAUCAUCAUACAGAUUUGUCUCUGAUUGUUUGGUUGCUUUCUCAUUUUUUUUUGUUGUGGUCCUGAUUCAUCUCCAUUUUUGUUCAAUUGUACACUACGUGCUACGUAUUGGUCAUGCUCGACUAUUUUUUGCCACUUUGCUAGCUGUUUUAGUUAAGAUUGAAUUGAACUUUAAGGUAGUUAAAUUAUGGAAACCCAUUGUUAAGUUGCCACGAGGUUUUAACUUUGGCAAAGGAACAAUGUUUUU